This is a messenger RNA of Malania oleifera, 4710 nucleotides long. RefSeq names its product DNA repair protein RAD50. Gene Ontology annotation, molecular function: ATP hydrolysis activity; double-stranded telomeric DNA binding; G-quadruplex DNA binding. Lineage: Eukaryota; Viridiplantae; Streptophyta; Magnoliopsida; Santalales; Ximeniaceae. Gene Ontology annotation, biological process: chromosome organization involved in meiotic cell cycle; telomere maintenance via recombination; double-strand break repair. The coding region runs from base 265 to 4215 and encodes 1316 amino acids. Gene Ontology annotation, cellular component: Mre11 complex; condensed nuclear chromosome; nucleus. The record is from RefSeq and is a predicted model, not a curated record. The transcript has 26 exons.
UGCAUUGCGCGUGGUGGGUCACUAGUCUUCUUCAGGAAAAUCGAGAGGCCAGACAGGCGCAACCUUCACUCUAUUUCCUCCCACUCCCGCCCAACUAUUCCAGCUCCACAGCAAAGAGAACGAUACCUAUGGAGGACUCCGCUCACUCAGACUGAACCUGUCUACUGUCAUUCCAUCAUCAUCAUCGUCGACGUCGUCACCAUCGCCGUCUCCAUUUCAGAAUUCGGGGUGGGUCCGAAUAAUAGUUAAAAGAACAGCUACAAGAUGAGCACAGUGGACAAGAUGCUAAUAAAAGGCAUCCGGAGCUUCGAUCCGGAGAACAAGCACGUCAUUACCUUCUUCAGGCCGUUAACCCUAAUCGUUGGCCCCAACGGCGCUGGCAAAACUACAAUUAUCGAGUGCUUGAAGCUUUCCUGCACCGGGGAGUUGCCUCCGAACGCAAGGUCUGGCCACAGCUUCAUCCAUGACCCCAAGGUUGCAGGGGAGACGGAGACGAAGGGACAGAUAAAGCUUCGAUUCAAGACUGCGGCGGGUAAGGAUGUGGUGUGUAUUAGGUCAUUUCAGCUUACGCAGAAGGCAUCGAAGAUGGAGUACAAGGCUAUUGAGAGUGUGCUUCAGACGAUUAAUCCUCAUACAGGAGAGAAAGUUUGCCUCAGCUAUAGAUGCGCUGACAUGGAUAGGGAAAUCCCUGCGCUAAUGGGUGUUUCAAAGGCUAUUCUUGAAAAUGUUAUAUUUGCACACCAAGAUGAUGCUAACUGGCCGUUGCAAGAUCCUUCCACAUUAAAAAAGAAAUUUGAUGACAUUUUCUCUGCCACUCGAUACACUAAGGCUCUGGAGGUCAUUAAAAAGCUUCACAAGGAUCAGGCCCAAGAGAUAAAGACCUAUAAACUGAAGUUGGAGAAUCUUCAAACCUUGAAAGAUGCUGCAUACAAGCUUCGUGAAAACAUUUCUCAAGAUGAAGAUAAAACGAAAUCACUAAAAAGUCAAAUUCAGGAGUUGGAGAAAAACAUUCAAAAUGUUGAUGGUAAUAUCCAUCAAACAGAGAUUACACUAAAAGACUUGCGAAAACUACAAGAUCAGAUAUCAACCAAGACUGCAGAAAGGAGGACUCUGUUUAAAGAGCAGCAGAAACAGUAUGCUGCUCUUGCUGAAGAGAAUGAAGACACCGAUGAAGAAUUGAAGGAAUGGAAAGCUAAAUUUGAGGAAAGGAUUGCACUCUUGGAAUCUAAAAUUAGCAAGUUGGAGAGGGAACUGGAAGACACAGAGAACAAAAGUUCUUUUCUCAUGCAGACAAUCAAUGAAAAUAUCCGGGAGAUUAGCAAACUUCAAACCGAAGCUGAAGCUCAUUUGUCCCUCAAGAAUGAAAGAGAUUCAACCAUACAAAAGCUUUUUGCGAUAAAUAAUUUGGGACCUCUUCCAAAUUCUCCAUUCAGUAAUGAGGUUGCUUUGAACCUAACUAAUCGAAUCAAGUCAAGGUUAAUGGAUCUUGAGAGGGACUUGCAGGAUAAGAAGAAAUCAAAUGAAAUAGAGCUUAAGGCAGCCUGGGAUCAGUACAUGGAUGCUAAUGAGCGGUUGAAAAAUAUUGAGGCUGAAAAACAUGCUAAAAUACAGAUAAAGAAUGGUAUUAUCAGACGCAUUGAAGAUAAGGAGCGUGAACGUGAUUCAUUUGAACUUCAAAUUUCUAAUGUUAACCUGGCUCACCUUGAUGAAAGAGAAUCGUGUUUGCGAAUUGAGGUUGAGAGAAAGACAAAUCAGCUUGCCGAAAGAGAUUUUGAAUCGAACAUACGACAAAAGCAGAGCGAGCUAUUCGGCAUAGAACAAAAAUUAAAAGCUCUGAAUCGAGAGAAAGACAUCCUGGCAGAAGAUUCUGAGGACAGAGUGAAAUUGUCUCUGAAGAAGGCAGAGUUGGAGAACCACAAGAAGAAAUAUAAAAAAAUAAUGGAUGAAUGCAAGGACAGAAUCCGAGGAGUGCUCAAAGGGAGGCUUCCUCCUGACAAGGAUUUAAAGAAAGAAAUCAUGCAAGCUCGAAGGGCUGUUGGAAUGGAGUACGAUGACUUGAACUCAAAAUCACGUGAAGCUGAGAAGGAGGUGAAUCUGCUACAGAUGAAAAUGCAGGAAGCCAAUAACAACCUGUCCAAACUUCACAAGGAUGUGGAAUCUAGGAAGAGAUAUAUUGAAUCCAAACUCCAGUCCUUGGACCAGCAGUCUUCGGAUAUUGACUCCUAUCUGAAAGUGUUGGAAAUGGCCAAGGAGAAAAGGGAUGUCCAGAAAAGCAAAUACAACAUUGCAGAUGGUAUGCGGCAAAUGUUUGAUCCUUUCGAAAGAGUUGCCCGUGCUCAUCAUGUUUGCCCCUGCUGUGAGCGCCCUUUUUCUGCAGAAGAGGAAGACGAGUUUGUAAAAAAGCAAAGAGUGAAGGCCACUAGUUCUGCAGAGCAUAUGAAAGUGUUGUCCAUGGACUCAUCUAAUGCAGACUUGAACUUUCAGCAGUUGGACAAGGUUCGUUUGGUAUACGAAGAGUAUGUCAAAAUUGGCAAGGAAACAAUUCCUCUUGCCGAGAGAAAUUUGAACGAGAUUAGGGAAGAUUUGGAUCAUAAAUCUCAGGCCCUUGAUGAUGUGUUGGGUGUUUUAGCUCAAAUAAAGGCUGACAAAGACUCAGUCGAGGCCUUGGUACAGCCAGUUGAAACUGCUGACAGGCUUUUCCAGGAAAUGCAGAUGUUGCAAAAGCAAGUUGAUGAUCUGGAGUAUAAGCUUGAUUUUCGAGGGCAAGGUGUGAGAUCUACAGAGGAAAUUCAAUUGGAGUUGAAUACUGUGCAGACAACAAAGGAUAAUUUGCAUAAUGAUCUAGACAAAUUGAGGGAAGAAUGGCAGUACAUGCAAAGUGAUUUAACUAAUAUUCAAUUACGGUGGCACAACGAAAGGGAAGAGAAGGUGAAAGCAGCUAACAUGUUGCGUGAUGUUAGAAAGGCUGAAGAGGAGCUAGAUCAUUUGACUGAGGAAAAAAUUCAAGUAGAUCUUGAUGAGAAGCAUUUGGCGGAGGCUCUGGGCCCUUUAUUGAAGGAGAAAGAUAAAUUAUUGAGUGACCACAAUGAUUUGAAAGUUAAACUUAACGGUGAGUAUGAGGAGCGGGCUGAACUAAAAAUAAGUUACCAACAGGAGGUUGAGACUGUUCUUAAAGUUGCUUCGAAGAUUAAAGAGUAUUAUGAUUCAAAGAAAGGAGAGAGGUUGAAGGAACUGAAAGAAAAGCAAACUCUAUCAGAGUCUGAGCUUCAAAGUUGUGAUAUCAGGAAGCAAGCAAUUUUAGAUGAUCUAAACAAAAGUAAAGACUUGAUGCGGAAUCAAGAUCAAUUAAGACGAAAUAUUGAGGAUAAUUUGAAUUACAGGAAAACAAAGGCUGAGGUGGAUGAACUUACUCGUGAGAUUGAAUCUCUAGAAGACAACAUAUUAAAGAUUGGUGGGGUUUCCACUUUUGAAGCUGAACUUGGAAAGCUCUCUCGAGAAAGAGAGAGACUUCUUUCAGAGUUAAACAGGUGCCAUGGAACAAUGUCUGUUUACCAAAGUAAUAUUUCAAAGCAUAAAGUUGAUCUUAAACAGACUCAGUACAAGGACAUUGACAAACGAUACUUUGAUCAGCUAAUCCAGUUGAAGACGACUGAAAUGGCAAACAAGGACUUGGAUAGAUACUAUAAUGCCCUUGACAAAGCACUCAUGCGCUUCCAUACAAUGAAAAUGGAGGAAAUAAAUAAGAUUAUUAGGGAGCUGUGGCAGCAAACAUACAGGGGACAAGAUAUAGAUUAUAUUAGUAUUCAUUCGGAUUCUGAAGGUGCCGGUACUCGAUCUUAUAGCUACAAGGUUCUUAUGCAGACUGGUGAUGCAGAGCUGGAAAUGAGGGGAAGGUGUAGUGCAGGUCAGAAGGUUCUUGCUUCGCUAAUUAUACGGUUGGCAUUAGCUGAAACGUUUUGCCUCAACUGUGGAAUACUUGCACUGGAUGAACCAACAACCAACUUAGAUGGCCCAAAUGCUGAGUCUCUUGCUGCAGCUCUGUUGAGAAUCAUGGAUGAUAGAAAAGGACAGGAGAAUUUUCAACUCAUAGUGAUCACUCACGAUGAGCGGUUUGCUCAAUUAAUCGGUCAACGCCAGCAUGCCGAAAGAUAUUAUCGAGUCACAAAGGAUGAUCAUCAGCAUAGUAUAAUUGAAGCUCAGGAGAUAUUUGAUUGAAGUUGCUCCAAACAGAGACUCCUGCGGUAAUGGCCUCUAUUCAGAUAGCUGCACAUUCAUGGCUUGAUUUGGAAUAUGGGUAUGGACCUAUAAAGCCAUGUCCGUUGUGUGUAUAUCCCUAUUGUAAAAUUCAAUUUUUCAGUAGAGUUUCUUGAAAGUGCAUUGCGUCCUUUGCAUUGUUGCCAUCAGCUGUCCCACAUUUAUGUUGUAGAUGUAGUUGUCUGAGAUAUGGUUGUUGGUAGCCCGUCUUUUGUUCGAGAGGCUGCAUUGCUAAUCGCUGAAUGUACUUCGCACUGACAUGUCCAAUUGUGCAGUAUUGUUUGAUACAACGGAUGCAGUUUGUUAAAUGUAUUGUCAAGCAAGAUUCUUGUCGUGGUUGGUCACUGAAAUUUGUGGAUUACUACAAGACAUUGUAUGUUUGAAAUUAAGAAAUUACCAAAUCCAACUACUUAUGAUUUGUACAGUUGAAAGCAUAAUAUUUCAUGUCUAUUUUGU